AUGCCCCAUUCAGCGUCAUUACAGGAGAAAAAACGACGAGAAGAGCAUCAACAGCGAGCGUAUGAUACACAAUUGGCAGGGGGACUGCAGGGAGCAGCGAGGUGGACUAUAUAUGGAGCUAUGGCUUGUGCUAUAGGGCAUUUCGCUUAUCCACCAUUUGCACGUCAGACCCUAGGACUCAAGGCAUUCCUAACUAGUUCAGCUACUAUAUUUGGUCUGGUCGUAGGAGCAGAUAAUCACCUAUUGAAGUACGAGUCAGAUUUACGAGAAGCAGAGAAUGAUAUACGUCGUCAAGCAAGAUCUGAAUUAGCUCAACAAGGCAAGAUAGCGACAGAAACUGAGAUCAGGAAAUGGAGGGAAGCAAAUAAAGAUUUAUUAGCUGCACGCGCUCAAGCUGCUGGAGUACAAAUACCUGGAGCAGGGACAUGA
Kwoniella shivajii is the source of this 429-nucleotide messenger RNA. RefSeq lists its product as uncharacterized. Lineage: Eukaryota; Fungi; Basidiomycota; Tremellomycetes; Tremellales; Cryptococcaceae. The record is from RefSeq and is a predicted model, not a curated record. The transcript has 6 exons. Bases 1 to 429 code for a protein of 142 amino acids.